Molecule: messenger RNA, 6724 nt
Organism: Danaus plexippus (monarch butterfly)
Lineage: Eukaryota; Metazoa; Arthropoda; Insecta; Lepidoptera; Nymphalidae
Gene: Cad89D
Product: cadherin-89D
Exons: 22
Coding region: 227-6319 (2030 amino acids)
Biological process (GO): homophilic cell-cell adhesion
Cellular component (GO): plasma membrane
Molecular function (GO): calcium ion binding
Source: RefSeq, a predicted model, not a curated record
GUUCAGAGUCGCGGACUGCGCACACGCAGACAUAUCGUACAGAUUUGACGCUUUCUUACGAGAAAUUUCAUGUCAAAUUUAGUGGAGCGUGAUUGUGUUUAUAGUGGAUCUUAACAUUUAAUUAUGAUCAAUGUUGACUCGCGAGUCAUCGGCUGAUGUCGGCCUCACCAUAUCGUUAAGAUGUCAGUAUUUUGUGACCAUUCCUGACUUACUGUGACCAGUGACCAUGGCCGUUAGAGUCUUGGCUCUGUUUGUGUUCGCUGCGCUAGGGGAGAUAGUUACAUGCUGCAACUUCUACCCGGUGGGUGACUACCUGAAGUUCGUUAGAAUACCAGAGAAUCUCCCGGUCGGGGGGGAAGUGUUGCGCGUGGAAGUACAUCCCAGGAAAAAUCUAAUGCUCCAAGCGGUGGACCGCGAGGAAGACGCUCAUCUGUUCACAUACAGAGACGUAAACAGAACUCAUGUCUCCAUCGUGCUAGCUCAGAGCGUGGACGAGCUGGUGGAUAGCGACACUCCGCAGAAUGUGGUCAAGUUCAGACUGGGAUGUGACUUCGAUACCGGAGAUGACUUGAUCUCAGCGUUUCUUUCUGUUACUGUAUACAUCGAAGACAUAAAUGAUAACCCACCGAGAUUUUUAGAUACGCCUUACCGCGUCACAGUGGAUGAAUUAACUCCAACUGGCCUCACAGUGUUUAAGGGCAUUCGUGCUUUUGAUCGCGAUAAGCCGAACACUCCUAACUCUGACGUUACCUACACUAUCACGGCCGGCGAUGAUGACGGAAGGUUUAUUCUCGAGAGUUCUCAUAAGCCAGCUCUUAUUCUGAACAAACCUUUAGAUUUUGAUAAUGGAGACAAGGAGUUCCUUAUAGUUGUUACAGCAUCGGAUCGUGGUUCACCGCCCAAAAGCUCUAAUACGACGAUCCAUAUUUUAGUUCAAGACAAUGACGACCUUCCUCCCAAAUUCACUCUUGAUGUUUAUAAGACAAAAAUACCAGAAUUUUAUCCAAUACUGGGCAAAAGGAUUCAUAAAGAACUUAUAUUUGAAAAACCAAUUCGAGCAUUUGAUCAAGAUGCAGGAGUUGCUGCCCCAAUCCGAUAUGAACUAGUGUCGGGAAACGAACGAAGACUGUUCCUGUUGAGCCCUUUGAAUGGCAGUUUGUUUCUUGAGAAAGAAGUGGAUUUAGAUGCUGAAGUAGCUUUACCAGGAAAUACAUUUGUUCUACAAAUUCAAGCAUCACAAGUCGAUAAUCCGUUAAAAACGGCUCAAGCACGAGUCGAAAUAGAAAUCCAGGAUUUAAACGACAAUCUUCCAGAUUUUGAAGUUGACUUUUAUAAUAUAAGCAUCGUUGAAAAUUUACCGAACGGUUUCAGUGUCUUACAAGUAAUGGCGAGUGAUAAAGACCAGGGGGAUAACGGAGAGUUUACCUAUCAACUAAAUGAUCCAAUAGCAGCAUUUUCUAUAGACCCUCGGACAGGUUGGCUAACUGUUAGAAAUCAAACUGAACUGGAUAGAGAACAACACUCUUCAUUAAGAAUGAAAGUUUACGCAAGGGAAAAAAAUCCAAGUAUCGUAGGAAAAUUUUUGGACAGUCAAAGACUAUCAAAAUGGCGGCGAAAUCCUACAACUCAAAGACCACUCAUCAAAGACAAAACAACUUACGUGUUUCCUGAUAAAAUAGGCACCAGCAGCGAAAACAUUGAAUAUAUCGACGAAUCACAUCAAUUAAUGUCGUAUGUCACUGUUGAAGUGACGUUGCUGGAUGCCAAUGAUAACAAUCCUGUAUUUAUACCGAGUAAUCUUUACGAAUUUUCCAUUAAAGCUGAUGCAAAGAUUGGGACUGAGAUAGGGACUGUGAAAGCCGUUGAUCCGGACUUGGGACGAAACGGUGUCGUGUUAUAUGAUUUGCAACGAACUAGUAAUUUGACCAUAACAUCACCGUUUCAAAUUGAUGCCCAAACUGGGGUCAUCACCUUAGUUGAGUCUAAUUUGUUAGAGGGAAGACAUGCUCUAUUUAUUGAGGCAUCCGAUCAACCUGCUAAUCCUAGUGAACGACGAUAUUCUUUGGCUGUUGUGACCAUUGAUGUUGUUGGUUCAGCAAAAGGAUCGAAACAAGAUAGACCUGACUUUUUAGGAGCCCCUUAUGAAUUUUGGGUUGGGUCUAACGUCGGCAUCGGUACAAGUGUCGGCCAAAUAAAAGUUAAUGAUGCCAUUGAUAAAAAUGAUCUCACUUAUGAUUUACUACAUGCAUAUGAAGAAGGAGUUCCUUUUGCAGUGGAAGAACGUUCAGGAGUAAUCACAGUUAUUGAUGAACUUUCAAAAUUCGUUAGACCCCUUUAUGAUUUUGAAGCUGUUGCAAUACAAGAAAAACAAAACUUCACGCUAACGACAAAUGCUACUGUACAUGUUGUUGAUGUAAAUGACGAGAGAGGUGUCUUUUUGAAGGGAACACAUUCUCCCUUCGUGUUUCACGUUAAGGAAAAUGUAGCUGGCGCAACAAUCGGUCAAAUUUUUCCCGUUAAUUCAAAUUCUAACUCAAAUAAUAGCUUAAACAUAAAAUUUAUAAUCGCCAAUCAGCAAGAUGUUUCUGAUGACAUAGCUAUAGGUCCAGAUGGAACAAUAUAUGCUCAAAAGCCAUUGGACAGAGAAAAAAGGGACGUGUAUAGAAUGACAGUCAUUGCUGAAUUUAAUAAAGGAAUUAUUUCUGGAGCAGGACUUUAUCAGAUCACGGUGCAUGUGGAUGAUGAAAAUGACAGUCCACCUGUAUUUGAUUUACCAGCGUUUGAAGGAUCUAUUGUUGAAAACUCUAAAAAAGGAACUGAAGUUAAAAUGACAAACAAAAUACAUGCGAGUGAUAAUGAUAUGGGGCAGAACGCUGUAUUUAUGUAUACUCUAUUUGGCGAUGGACACGAUCAAUUCAGUGUCAAUGAAGAUACUGGAGUAGUAUUCUUUAUUGGUAACAAACUAGAUCGAGAAGAAAAAAAUCAAUAUUUACUAAAAAUUGUUGCAAGAGAUAAAGGAAGUCUAAAGUCUGAAGCUAAGUUAACUAUAACAGUACUCGACGAAAAUGAUAAUUCACCGAAAUAUAACCAAAUAAUUAUUCCGCUAGCAGAGUCAGUAGAAUUUUUAGAAAAUAAAGUAAAUACCUCGGUGAAAGUUUUUCAUGAACAAAUAAAUAAUGUGACUGGUGUAGUUUUGAAUAUUGAAGCAAAGCCAAAAAAUUCGUUUUCAAUAUCUACACAAUCACCUUUAUUUUUGAUUCCUGAAAAUAUAGCUGUCGGUACAACUAUUUUAAAGUUAAACGCUAUAGAUAUGGAUAGUGGUAUAAACGGACAAUUGCGCCAUGAAUUUUUGUCAGAAUUAUUCAUGCCUCCCUACGCGUUCUCUGGAAAUGCAUUUCAAGCAAAAAGAUUUUUCGUUAUUAAUGAAAGACAUGGUCAUGUUGUUGUUGCGAGAGCACUGCCGCCUGAAUCAGAGUUUCGAUUGAACAUCACUGUAAUAGAUGGCGGAGGAUUAAGCGACUUAAUCACUAUAAGACUAUUCGUUAAAGAUGUAAAUGAUCAUUACCCAAUGUUUAAAAAGUCUUGGUAUAACUUUAAUGUAGAAGAGGCGCAAUACAGUAGGAGGGUAUUGGGAAAAGUUGAUGCGACGGACGCAGACUUUGGUCAAAACUCUAAUUUAACAUACUUUAUUCAUCCAUCCAGCAAGGAUUUACCUUUUGAAAUCUCUCCUUUGGGUGGUGUCUUUAGUGUUAAUGGUAUUCUAGACAGAGAAAAAGAAGAUAAGUACACUAUAACAGUAGUUGCUCGUGACAAUGGACCAAACGAAAAGUUGUCUUCGUCUGUGACUGUUGAAAUACAAGUUCUGGACGUAAAUGAUAAUGCUCCAAAAUUUUUUGCAUAUGAUGAAUUAUUAGAAUGGAAACAUCCGGAAGCCGAUGAAAUUUCGAAUCAUAAUUUUGAAUCGGUGAUGAUGAUUCCCGUAUAUAAAGCAACAUUGGACGAAAAUGCACCCAUUGGAACAACUGUCACAAGGGUCUAUGCUAAUGAUUCAGAUUUUAUUGGUAACGGAAAUGGCCUAAUUUUAUAUAGUUUACCUCAGCGAAAAAAUCAAGUAAAUAUGUUUACUAUUGAUUCUAAGGAAGGAAUUCUUACUACUACUACAAGAUUGGAUUAUGAAAGUCAGAAAGAACAUAAUAUUACUGUAGUGGCUUCGGAUUUAGGAUCACCAAGUUUAAGCUCCACUGCUAUAGUAAUUUUAACUGUGAACGAUGUUCCAGACGAAGUUGAAGUUUUUGAUAAACCUGUUUUUAUUUCGCGGUACUAUGAAUUGGAAAUUGAAGAAAACGUUCAUACUCCGAUCGAGCUUGUAACCUUAAAUCUUACAGAGUACUAUGAAACAUUCAAAAUGAGGUAUUUUAUUCUCAACGAAAACGACACUGAUAUUAAAAAGACUUUUGUAAUAGAUCCUCGUAACGGCACACUAUAUUUAAUCAGAAGUCCCGAUCGGGAAGUGAAAGAUCUUUAUGAAAUUAUAGUUAGGGUCGAAAGACAGAAAAUUAGUCGUGAGUUACCUCAUAUGAUAUAUCCAGUUUCCGACGACGUCCUUGAAGGAAUGACAAAAUAUGAUGUUAAAGUUGUUGUCAGAAUAAAGGACGUGAAUGACAACGCACCAAAAUUCGUAAAUGGUGGAAGGCCUAUGGUCACUGCAAUACCAACCACAGCGCCAUUUGGAUACGAAGUUAUCCAGCUACAGGCAGUCGACGCAGACAUCGGCCACAACGCUGAUAUCAGGUACCAGGUUAUCAACUCUGAGAGCGCGCGAUUCACUGUGGACCAGGUGUCUGGCCGUGUGAGGGUCGCUGGCAGCGUGCUCAGGGACGCCGGUCGAGUUCUUGGCUUCGACGUCAAAGCUACCGACAGGGGAGGCGCAGAUGAUGGCCGAUCAGCUAUCGUUAACGUUUUUGUAUAUGUGUUAGAUCAAAACAAACAGUUGGUAAUGGUGAUUGGAGCGAAACCCAUGGAGGUGGAAAAAGGAAUGGAUAAUAUAACAAAACAUCUGUCGAAUAUGACUGGUUUUGACGUUCGAGUGAGAAAACUUGAAGCAAACCCGAGGGCCUCCAUGGAUGGAUACGCUACAAAUUUGUACAUUUAUGCCGUUGAUCCAAUAUCUAACGCCAUAAUUGACAUGGAAUCAUUACAAAAGUCGUUGAUAAGAAGGGAGGCAUCCCUUCGUCGUGAUCUCGCCGGUUUUAAGGUUUUAGAGGUGGGAGACACUACAAUGGUGCAAGCCAGAAGCAGCCAAGUAUUAAGUACUAUGGAAAUAAGUGUCGUGGCGUUGGGAUGUCUGGUGUUUGUUGGAGCUUUCACAACUGCGAUUUGCAUUCUUUGUGUAAGAAAAACUCGAAGAAGUCGCCACAAACCAUUUUCCCAACAACGUCUUAACGCUUUCUCCACUGAGCACCUUACUAAAUACGGCGGUCUCUUUCCAUCCGGGAACAACCAGUGCCAGGAACUCAAUCAGUCCUUUAGCGAAGGCGAUUCAUACGUUGAUGUCAUUAAUCAGAGCACUUUAAAGAAAACCUGCCCUCGGGGCAACUCGGUUGAGCAAUUUGGAAAAGCACAUCAAAAAUGUGUCAAAAGUCAAUUUGUAGACAUUAACGGAAAGGAGAAGCAUGAGAGAAUGUGUAUUAAGUUUAACCAACGGCCUUCACAAAAGAGGAAAGGUCAAGACACUUCGAUAACGUCAGUGAAUUCCAGCGGCCAGGACUCGGGCAUCGCGGAGGUGAGAUGCUCGUGCGGCCGAUCAGCUCAUACCUCGGAGGAGAGCAGCGGUUGCAGUUAUGAAGACUCAUUAAAGUCAACUCACAAUCAAGAUGUUAAGAAGUUCCGACACGGAGGAGAGAACAAAUUCCUCCGAAGAGCAUCCUUCAAUAAUCACGCCUUCGAUUCGCGGAAGUACAAUCCACGAAGACAAUCGUUUUCAGAAAAUCUUCAACGACACUUCCCCUCUGUUGAGAGAAUUGGAUCUACAGGGCUAUCCAGACAAAUCUCAUCGCCGAACGUGAGCUCUCCGAGUUACUUUUAUAACGCCAAAAAGAAUUAUAGAAAGAAAGAAAUGAUAAGUGAGCCGGUAGUCGACUAUGAUCAUAGUGAAGUAGACGAUGUGUUCGACACGAGGUUAGACAGAAGACUGAGCGGGAGAAACAAAAAAGACAACUUCAUGGAACUCGGUCAAGCUGUGUUCGUAGCGACACCUGCCACCGCCGAGAUGAUUAGGAGACAGGGAAGUGAGAGGCUCGUGUUGGCCAGGCCUUUAUAGCAGUAAACAUAGUACUAUAACCCUCAGCGCCUUCCUUAAGAUAUUAAAAAUUAUUUUUAGAAGCUUUACAGUGUUAAUGUGUGUUGUAAAUAAAACGUGAUAAUCUAAAAGACAUUUUACCUGUAUUUAUGUAAAUAUCAUAGGAUAGAAUAGUAUUAUAAUUGUAGUCUAUCCUAACAAGUGGGAACGUAUGCAACUUGUUGUCUUUGUUGCUUAAAAAAUUCUACUUCUGAGUAUUUGUGUUAUCCAAAGGAGUAUAAUUCGCAGAGUGCCAUUUGGAAAACUUGGUCUUCGAGAACCGUUUGAUAUUUACCACCUCUAAGUUAACUAAGUGAAAACUUAUGUUUUUAGAUAAUUUAUGUAUUAAUGUAAAUUGUAAAAAAAUAAAUUAACGAUUGAAGUAGA